UAUAGGACGUCCUGAGAGACUCAUGGACAAACAUCUCACUGAUGGUCACUGAAGUGGAUGUUGGACUGUCAGAACCAGAACCAAAGAGCAGAGCUGGAUUCUUAAGAUAUUCAUGUGAAAUCACUCUGGAUCCAAACACAGCAAACACAAAUCUGGUUCUAUCAGAGGGGAACAGGAAGGUGACAAGGACGGAUAACAAUCAGUCUUAUUCUAGUCAUCCAUACAGAUUCACUGAUUAUUAUCAGGUUCUGAGUAGAGAGAGUCUGACUGGACGUUGUUACUGGGAGGUUGAGUGGAGCGGGUUAUUGGUUAAUGUAGCAGUCGCUUACAAGAAUAUCAGUAGAAAAGGUCAGAAUGAAUGUAUAUUUGGAUAUAAUGACAAAUCUUGGGCAUUAGAUUGUUUCAGAUCUACAUUUGGUCACAACAACAUCUGGACCUCCGUCUCAGGUCCAGUUUCCUCCAGAGUCGGAGUGUACCUGGAUCACAGAGCAGGUAUUCUGUCCUUCUACAGCGUCUCUGAAACCAUGACUCUCCUCCACAGAGUCCAGACCAGAUUCACUCAGCCGCUACUGGCUGGAGUUUGGGUUUAUUACACUGGAGACUCUGCAGAGUUCUGUAAACCCAAAAAGAUUUUCUCUCUGAUUGUUGAUCAGGUUUCAUGGUUCUGA
Molecule: messenger RNA, 668 nt
Organism: Gambusia affinis (western mosquitofish)
Lineage: Eukaryota; Metazoa; Chordata; Actinopteri; Cyprinodontiformes; Poeciliidae
Product: tripartite motif-containing protein 16-like
Exons: 1
Coding region: 42-668 (208 amino acids)
Molecular function (GO): protein binding
Source: RefSeq, a predicted model, not a curated record